AUGAUGAUCGUUGUGGAGGUAGAAAAUCGUGCGAUAAAAAAACCGUAUUUAGGAGGGUGGCGGCAUAAGCUUACUGGCGUUAAAUAUUUGAACGCAUAUUCCCAAACUGGACCGCGCAAGAAAGCUGUACCUUGGGAUUCGCAAUGUACUCGACCCGUUCAAACGGUGGAAACGAAAACUCGGUUUACCGAAACUUCCGUGCACCGUGGCACUCAGAUGUCGCGGACAGAUUGUUACAUUCCGAAUGUCUCGGAUAAAUACAUGACAGCUAAACGUUACGAAUCUCACGAUGAAAAUAGAUCCAAGUCAAACUUUGAGGGGAAGAUCGUUAUGAUACAGAAGUUUUACAGAGCGUACAGACUCGCUAAAUUCAUAAAAGAGUCUGCUGCUAUUUAUAGAAAAAUUGUCGCCGACUGCGAAGAGCAUGAAAAAGAGAAGAUUCUUGCAUACAAGCGCAGACAUCAGCACGACAUAAUAAGAAAGACGUAUCCCUUGUCGCGAGCUGAUUUCGACAUGUUGUAUAAUUUGAUGGAUCAGUGGAAACAUUUUCAAACAAAAAGAGCAGCCAGUUUAUUCUUCAAGGGAGCUCAGCGAGCUUCGGACGUGGCGGUGUUAAACAAAUCCGUUGAUAUGCUGCGUGAUAUUGACAAGCAAAAACAGCAAGUUAAAAAUGAAUUUCUCGAACGUAAAGCUAUGAAAUUCCUAACGUACCAUUGCGAACCAAUUACUUGGAACGGUUACAAAGCUAAACCGGUCGAAAUGAUUACCGUGAAAAUUCAAAGAGCUCGAGAAUUAAAAAAACUUCACGAUAAUCUAUGCGAUGAGAAUCUUUCGACGGAAGAGAGAGUCGAACUUUUAUUAAUGAUCAAACAUUCUCUCAAGAAUCAUCGAUGCUAUUCGGUGAACGAACUCGUUUAUUUGAUCGAUCAAGAAAUACAACUGAUCAGUCGUGGAAUAAAGAAUAUCCGCCCAACGCAACUGAGACGCAGGAUAAAAACGUGCGAGAGAUUGGCGGAAGGAAAGGAGGCGCGUAUAAAUUUUUCACUUUUUACUUAUCUGCUGAACGGUAUCAGGGAGGACGAAAUGAAGAGAAAUUGUUUUUCGAGUCUUAUAUUCGUUAUGCGUGAGCCAGGAAUAUACCACUUAGUGAACAACAUUUGGCAUGGUAAAUCGAUCGUGAGUGAAAACGACGAUUUAUUUCAACUACGUCUGGGUAGAUUCAACAUUCACGCCGAAUGGUCACCUUGGAACUGCAUUUUACUUACGGAAGAGGAAGCUGAGGCCCAUUACUACAUAAAAGAUUUCCGCACGGUUUACGCCCAGAGUUUAUUAGACAAAGUAUUUCUAGCUCAAGAACAGGCUAAGAGUCAUUUCAGGUAACUGAUCCGCAAAGAUUCCGGAACACAAAAAAAAUAAUAAGUAAAAAAAAGAGCACGGAUGACUGAUUGUUUUCGGUUUCCCUUUUUUCUCUUCUUUUCACCUCGAAAUUUUCAGAGAGCUGGUCCUGUUCGAAAAAUAUUUCCGAGAGUCCUCCAGAUUUUACAUGAUACAAAAGAGAAACGAAUACAGAGCCCCGAACACCAUUGAAAAUUAUGAUCCCAAUAAGCUUCAGCAGAAAAUUUGAAGUCGGACCGAUUGAGCAAUCUUCGUCGACGCCGUUAUUGCUUUCUACUACGCAGUGUGACGAAAAAAAAGUUCCACGAUUGAAUUAUUUCGAUGCAAAAUUUUUCGGCCAAAAUAAAAAAACCUCCCCGAUUCUUUUCCUCCUCUCCCCUUUAAUUAUAACCCGGCCCGCUUGUAUAUUCGCAGCCGUUUGAUCGAUCAAACAUCGGUAUACAUAUUUAC
Athalia rosae (coleseed sawfly) is the source of this 1845-nucleotide messenger RNA. Its product is annotated as IQ and ubiquitin-like domain-containing protein. The record is from RefSeq and is a predicted model, not a curated record. Bases 1 to 1380 code for a protein of 459 amino acids. Lineage: Eukaryota; Metazoa; Arthropoda; Insecta; Hymenoptera; Athaliidae. Gene Ontology annotation, biological process: cilium assembly. Gene Ontology annotation, cellular component: acrosomal vesicle; motile cilium. The transcript is spliced from 4 exons.